Schizosaccharomyces osmophilus is the source of this 2646-nucleotide messenger RNA. It is a transcript of the gene kha1, whose product is annotated as plasma membrane potassium ion/proton antiporter Kha1. Gene Ontology annotation, molecular function: antiporter activity. Bases 1 to 2646 code for a protein of 881 amino acids. Gene Ontology annotation, biological process: proton transmembrane transport. Gene Ontology annotation, cellular component: membrane. NCBI's taxonomy places the organism in Eukaryota, Fungi, Ascomycota, Schizosaccharomycetes, Schizosaccharomycetales, Schizosaccharomycetaceae. The transcript is spliced from 3 exons. The record is from RefSeq and is a predicted model, not a curated record.
AUGGCAGAGAAAAGCAUCUUUAAAGGGCAGAAUGUAGUGGAAUACAGUACAUCUGACCCGUUGCUUUUAUUCAUUGUUCAGGCAAUCCUUAUAAUAGGCCUUUCACGCCUUCUUCACUUUCCUCUUUCUUUUUUACAGCAGCCUAGGGUAAUCGCUGAGGUAAUUGGCGGAAUUCUUUUGGGUCCUACUGCAUUUGGCAGGAUUCCUGGGUUCUUGUCCCAUAUAUUCCCCGAUGAUUCUUUGGGUCCUCUUAAUCUCGUUUCCAACCUUGGCUUGGUUUUGUAUCUGUUCGUAAUUGGAAUGGAGGUUGAUAUGAGUGUGUUUGUUUCCAAUUACAAAGUCACUACCUUGGUAACCCUUAGCAGCAUUCUGUUUCCUUUUGCCGCUGGUUCAGCUAUAUCUGUUGGGUUGCACCAAUUUACGCCCAAGUCUAACUUUGGUGAAUUUUUAUUAUUUAUUGGAACAGCUAUGUCGAUUACAGCUUUUCCUGUACUGGCGCGAAUUCUUUCUGAGUUGCAUCUUCUUCAUCGCCGACUCGGUGUCAUCGUCUUAGCUGCUGGUGUUGGAAACGACGUUGUGGGGUGGAUUCUUUUGGCCCUCUCAAUUACAUUGGUUAAUAGUGGAACAGGAGUUCAAGCCAUUUACGUCCUGUUACUAGUUUGUGGUUGGUGUGUCUUUUUGUUUUUAUUAGUAAAACCUUUGCUAAGGUACUUGGCGAUAAAGACAAAAGCAUUGGAAAAAGAUCCAUCAGAGUUUUUUAUUUGUAUACUCUUGUGCUUUGUGCUAAUCUCUGCCUUUUUUACCGACAUCAUUGGUGUGCAUCCCAUUUUUGGAGGAUUUCUGAUCGGGACAAUUAUUCCACACGAAAAUGACCUUACAAUUAAAAUUACAGAAAAAAUUGAAGAUUUGGUCGUAUGCCUAUUAUUGCCGUUGUACUUUGCUAGUUCUGGUCUUAAAACAAAUAUAGCAACUUUGAAUGACGGCAAAUCAUGGGCUUAUACCGUGGGGGUAAUUAUAGUUGCAAUCUCUUCUAAAAUAUUUUCUAGUACUUUGGCUGCGCGUUGUUUAAAAAUGGCUUGGUCUGAGUCAUGGGCAAUUGGUUCUCUCAUGUCAUGCAAAGGAUUAGUGGAACUGAUUGUUUUAAAUAUUGGCCUUUCAAGUGGGAUUUUAGAUGAAAAGAUAUUUACCAUGUUUGUUGUCAUGGCUGUGGUAACUACGUUCGUAACCACGCCCAUGACUAGAUUCUGUUUGCGAUUUCUUCACUCUGACAGCGAGCAAACGGUUGCCAAUCUCAGGGGUAGUAUUCCUGAAAGCUCGUUUUCAAGCUACAUCUACAAAUUCUGUGUGUUGUUUCACCAACCAUCUGCGACAUCGGCCGCAAUGUUAUUUACUAGUUAUUUGGGUGAAAGCUAUAACCACAAGAGUCCACUACUCUCUAUGCCUAUGUUUGAAAUACAGGGAAUUUCUACGACACACUUAGAAUCCAGAACAUCUGCUCUGUUAAAAGCGUCGCAGUUUCCGCAUAAUAUUAAUAAAGAAAACACCCUAGAAAUGUUCAAAAUAUUUGUCCAGCUUAACGGGCUAAGGUUUAGCGAAAAUCACAUUUUUGUGGAUGACACGGACUUUGCUGAUGUUAUACUUGAAACAUUGAGUUUAAAAAAUACUCAAUUGCUUGUUGUACCUGUCUUGAAAGAAGUAGAUAUCGACUCUUCUUUGAAGCCGACCUCACGGUUUUCUUCCAUCGAAAAAGCUUUCGGCUCUUUUGGUAAAUUUCUUCACUUUCUGAAGACUUUUAAACACACAAGGAUCCCUUUUAGCAUGUUUUUAACCCAAACGAUUUCUGAAGUCCAUGCCGUAUCUAAUCAAGGGAAAGACUCGUGGGAUGUAUCCGUAGUCCCUCGCGAUAAUGAAAGUCAGAUUUCUAUAGGAGCUUAUGAAAAAGUGGAUUUCACUGAAGACACUACUGAAUUACGACAGCAUUGUGAAAUUGGUAAAAAAACACUAGUUUACAUUUUCACAGGUACUGUCAAUGAUAUUUUGGCACUAGAGAUGUUUCUAACUUUACUACACGACACUGAAAGUACAGCGAUAAUAUAUCUUUUUGAGGAAUAUCGAAUCCCUUCGGCCGACAUUAAACGACCUGAAGCAGCAUACUCAUUUGAGCAAAUAUUCUCAGAUGAAAAUGAUCACAAGAAGGAGACGUUGUUGCCGAAAUUGCGAAAGAAAAUGAAGAAAGAAAAAAAUCAGCCAUCUUUCAACGCUUCUCGAAGAUCCAGCAGUUUACCUCAACUCAGAAGUUUUUCCAUUUUCGAAGCCAAAUUGGCAAAGGUACACCCCUGUAUGCGCUCAAGGAUCCGGUUUAUUAGAUUCUCUUCGGGAGAUCAAUUGGUUACUGGUAUUCAAGAGCUCCUACGAGGCUCGAAAAUGUUUCUAGAUAACCAAAAGGCACAAUCCUUUAUGAUUUUAGCAGGUUGCGAGGAUGCGUCAGACUCGCAACUCGAUGAUAAUGGUGAUGGAAUUUUUUUUUCAAAGAAUAGACAAGGAGAUAUUAUAUCUAAUUAUGAGCAUAUAUUCGGAAACUGCAUACACCGCUUGCUCUUGGAGUUUCCAUUGACUGACUUCUUUCUGGCAAUGAACUCCCCUUAA